CUACGUGGUAAAUCACCCUUAGUUUCUUUCAUGGAAUGAAGAACCCAGAUUGCGAAGGCUUAGUUUCCGCUAAGUUGCAAACCUGUUCUGUUCUGUCUUCUCAUAAACCUGGCACAAGCAUGGCGGUUAUUUUAGUGGAUGUAAUCUUCUUUGUUGUCUUACUUGUCUUGGGGACGUUGUGGCUGACCAUAAGUACAAGUGCUCAAGAUACGUGCUACUCAUUCCACAACAUUUCAAAGAGUUGGGAAGAUAGCAAAAAGAUUUGUCAAGAGAAUGGCGGGAUCUUGGUAUCCAUGGAAACAGAAGAGGAAUACCAGUUUAUCAACCAGACGAUACAAAGUCUAGAUGUAGGAGAAAACGAGUGGUAUAUUGGUUUGAGGAGAAUAUCAAGAACUGACUACUUGAAGUGGAUUAGUGGACAUGACAUGAACAUUGAUAAAUGGAUGUCAGGCGAACCAAGUAGAUCAGAAGGUUGCGUUAAAAUGUUAAAACACUAUAAAGGACGGGGAUUAUUCGAUGACGUUAGAUGCAGUAUACCAUACAUAUUCAUAUGUGAAUACAAAAAUUUAACAUCGGAGCUUAAGGAAAAGAUCGAGAAGAGAAAAACAGAUGUAAUCAACCACACUUGCUACGAUAUGAACGAUGAUAAAACAAAGCACAAUUCAUCUGUCGGUCCAACAUCAAGUAUUGAAGAAACAACUAAUACGACUAAAGAAAAAACAACUUCAAGUGAAAACGUGGUGCAACCGACGACUUCUAUAACUGCAUUAACAUUGGAGCUUCAGGAAAAGAUUGAGAAGAGAAAAACAGAUGUAAUCAACCACACUUGCAACGAUAUGAACGAGAAUAAAACAAGGAGACUCAAUUCAUCUGUCGGUCCAACAUCAAGUAUUGAAAAAACAACUAAUACAGAUGUAAUCAACCACACUUAUUACCAUACUAAUGUGAACGAUGAUAAAACAAAGCACAAUUCAUCUGUCGGGCCAACAUCAAGUAUUGAAAAAACAACUAAUGCGACUAAAGAAAAAACAACUUCAAGUGAAAACGUGGUGCAACCGACGACUUCUAUAACCGCAUAUACUUCAACUAUUUCCAGUACAACUAAGACUGUCAGGAAAGAACAGUCAUUUCGCAUCAUGCUCGUGGUGAUUGCACUCGCUGUUUCACUGGCUGUUUUUAUAUGUAUCUUUGUUGCUGUAUUUUGCUGGUUCAGAAAGAAAUCAGCCUCAACAAAACAAAACAAUAAAACAAUAAAAUAUACGUUUCUUAUUUUAGGACAAAAACCAAGACAGAUUAAAUCWUCUAGAAAUCCAUCAAAAAGAAUUGCAGCCUUUAAUACAAGAUUAUGUGAACAAGAACAAAGAAACAUCAGCAACGCAAACUCAGAGGRUGUACAGAUAGUGGGCCUAGAUGCUGUACAGUAUGCUGCACCAGUCGAUGACAUAGACUACCCAAAACCAUCCACUCAUAACAUKACACAUGAUAUACUAUAUGAUACGGAUCUAUCGACCUACUCUGAAGUGCAUGAUGCAAUACCACMAUCUGCUAAGUUGACCUCCAUAUAUUAUGAUGAUGAAAACCUAUACUUGAAUCCAGUUGAUUCUGCACUUACUUCAGAUGCAAACUUCUGUGCAAGUGUUGAAGUUAAUUCCAAGCCAUUCCAAGGUGUYGCAUCUAAAUAUGACAAAGUGCAUCAGCAAUCGGAAGAGGCUGUUGCUGGGCCUUCUUCUGAACAGCAACAAUGCAAGAAGAAUUCUGCAACUGAACCAGUUUCUUGCAACAGCCUGUAUGCAACAACUGACCUUAAUUUCAAACACAACARAGWCCUUGCCAAGGCAUCUAAACAUGGACAAGAGCAACAAUGCAAGAAGAAGGCUGAAACUGAACCAGUUUUUUGCAACAGCSUGUAUGCAACAACUGACCUUAGUUCCMAACAAAAMAMAGCUCWUGCCAAGGCAUCUAAACAUGGACAAGAGCAACAAUGCAAGAAGGAUGCUGCAAUUGAACCAGAUUCCUGUAACAGUUUGUAUGCAACCACUGACCUUAAUUYCCAACAAAACAAAGCCCUUGCCAAAGCAACUAAACAUGGCCAACAGAAAAAAUGCAAGGAUGAUAAUACAACUGCAGCCCUUUCUUGCAAMAGCCUGUAUGCAACCACUGACCUUAAUUCCAAAGCAUACCAAGAUGAAUUCGAACGUACUCAACACUUGAUUGAYACGAAUAGUGGACCGUCUUYYUWCWAC
Actinia tenebrosa (Australian red waratah sea anemone) is the source of this 2243-nucleotide messenger RNA. RefSeq lists its product as uncharacterized. NCBI's taxonomy places the organism in Eukaryota, Metazoa, Cnidaria, Anthozoa, Actiniaria, Actiniidae. The record is from RefSeq and is a predicted model, not a curated record.